This is a messenger RNA of Malurus melanocephalus (red-backed fairy wren), 2696 nucleotides long. It is a transcript of the gene LUC7L, whose product is annotated as LUC7 like. Gene Ontology annotation, biological process: mRNA splice site recognition. The transcript is spliced from 11 exons. The coding region runs from base 353 to 1306 and encodes 317 amino acids. The record is from RefSeq and is a predicted model, not a curated record. Gene Ontology annotation, molecular function: mRNA binding. NCBI's taxonomy places the organism in Eukaryota, Metazoa, Chordata, Aves, Passeriformes, Maluridae. Gene Ontology annotation, cellular component: U1 snRNP; U2-type prespliceosome.
GGGGCUGUUUCCGCUCAGCGCUCGCCGCGCGUCGCCGCUGCUGAGGCCGCUGAGCUGCCGCCGCCGCCCCAGGCCCCGGUCCCGGUCUUGGUCGGAGCCGCCGCCUCCGGACCGGCCCCGCCAUGUCGGCCCAGGCACAGAUGCGGGCCCUGCUGGACCAGCUUAUGGGCACAGCCCGGGACGGUUCAGUGUAUCUUUGCCUGCCUACAUCAAUCUGCAAGGGAGUUGCAGAAAAGCCUCAUGUUCAUCGAGCCGAGAUGAAACCAGACAAAGGGUGAAGUUUACAGACGAUCGUGUGUGCAAGAGCCAUCUUCUGGAUUGCUGUCCCCAUGAUAUCCUGGCUGGAACACGAAUGGACUUGGGAGAAUGUACAAAGAUCCAUGAUUUGGCUCUGCGAGCAGAUUAUGAGAUUGCAAGUAAAGAGAGAGACCUGUUCUUUGAGCUGGAUGCGAUGGAUCACCUGGAAUCCUUCAUUGCAGAGUGUGACAGGAGAACAGAACUGGCCAAGAAACGCUUGGCUGAGACACAGGAAGAGAUCAGUGCUGAAGUGUCUGCAAAGGCAGAGAAAGUACAUGAGCUGAAUGAAGACAUUGGAAAACUCCUAGCUAAAGCUGAACAGCUGGGAGCUGAAGGAAAUGUUGAUGAGUCUCAAAAGAUCCUGAUGGAAGUGGAGAAAGUUCGAGCAAAAAAGAAAGAGGCAGAGGAAGAAUACCGAAAUUCAAUGCCUGCAUCCAGUUUCCAGCAGCAGAAGCUGCGUGUGUGUGAAGUCUGUUCAGCAUAUCUGGGUCUCCAUGACAACGACCGGCGUCUUGCUGACCACUUUGGAGGCAAAUUACACUUGGGUUUCAUUCAGAUUCGUGAGAAACUGGAUCAGCUGAGGAAAACGGUGGCAGAAAAGCAAGAGAAGAGAAACCAGGAUCGUUUGAGACGGAGAGAGGAGAGAGAACGAGAGGAGAGGAUGGGCAGACGGUCUGGAUCAAGRAAUAGAGAUCGUCGAAGAUCACGGUCUCGGGAGCGGAGGCGGAGGCGCUCCAGAUCAGCUUCCCGGGAGCGGCGGAAGUCGCGCUCCCGGUCCCGGGACCGACACAGGCGCCACCGGAGCCGCUCCCGCAGCCACAGCAGAGGUCACCGCCGAGGGUCCAGAGACAGGAGCUCGAAACACAAAUCUUCUAGAGAUCGAUCUUCAAGAGAAAAGUCCCGAGACAGAGAGAGGAAAGAGAAGAGCUCUUCUGAGAGGCGGCAYGAGAGCACAAAUGGCAAAUCUCGUUCCAAGAGGUCAGAAGAGAGAGAAGCUGGCGAGAUCUGAACUCAAAUGAUCUGUGUUGCACUGUAAAUAGUCYGAUAAACAUUCUACACAAAGCCUAAAUUUCCCAUUUAUAUUUACUGAAUACAACUCAUCUUUUGUAGUUUGGGAUUUUUAUUGUUUGGCAGGUAGCUGUGAGUUUGUAGAGACACAGAGUUAUGUACUGUUUAACAGGAUUUUGUUUUAGUAGGAAUAAAUAAAUCUGGAUGGAUGGUUUUCAGUCCAGGCCAGYGUGGACACCCCAUGUUUGUCCUGAUGCAGUGAGCGUGGCAGUCGGGGUCAUGCUGUGCCUGGAGCCCUGAGCUGCCCUGACUUUUGUAAUGCUUCAGCCCUUUCCAAAAGACCCACCUGGCCCUCUGUGAGCACACCAGUAGCACUGGUUCUCACUUAAUUAUAUUUUUUCUUCUGUUUAUAUAUGUUAAAGAAAAAAAAUCUGAAUUUUCUUUUCCUUUUAGCGCUUAGCCACCUCAUUUUUAUGUCUCUGGCACUUGAGAGUUGCCUCACUUGCCCAGCUAAGUCAAAACASAUAAAAUUUGGCCCUGAUCUAUUCUGAAAGCUGUUCAUUGUUGUGAGGAUGACCAAAUGAGCUGGAGCAUGUUUCUAAGCUGGGCUCAAGUCUGGYUUUAGUACUUUUACAGUUCAGAUAGUGGGUGUGAGCAAAGCAGUGGGAAACCUGGGYUGCUUUCUUCUCUAGAGGAGCACAGCCACAGCUCAUCUGCCUAUUUACUGUGCACUCUGCAGUCAGAGCUUCCCCGGGAGCUUUCUGACCCGCAGACAAAAGCGUUGCUGUGUUUUCCAAGGCCAGUCAGGCAGAAUGUGCCGAGGGGCAGAGGUGACUCGGGAUGGAGCCCGUGCCAGCGUGUGCCACUCGUGGGAGCGMGGCACCGGCCGUGUCCCCACGCGUGUGGGAGGCCUGUGCCGUUGUCACUCGCUCAUUUGUACCAAGGUUGGUUUCCCACGAGGGCAGAAGUCGCGACCCCCAGGCUCGGCAUUUGUGGGAACGGUGUGAGCGCAGCACUUGUCACCCGCCGAGCAGGGCGCUGGCAGGCACGAGCCUGGCGGCUGCUCGUUAACUCGGUGAGGCGGUUAAUUAACGCCAUUAAUUGCCGUUCCCAGGGGCGGGGUCCGGCCGGCACUCCCCUCUCCCUCCAUUUUCCCCUCCUACCCCCCCCCGCCCCGCCGCGGCUCCGGUUCCGCCGCAGCGUUCCCCGGUGUCAGUCCCUAGUGCAUGCCCCCCUUCCCUGUCCGUUUUUACAACUAAUUCCGCGGUUUCACGUGUUGUUUUGUAACCUCCGUGUGGGGCGCGGGGGGCGGCGGGCGCGGCUCGCGGUGCCUGUACGUGCCUGUGCUGUUCUCCCGCGGUCUGAGCGCAUUAAAGAUCUGUGUUUGUGGC